AUGCCUGCGAGCCUCCUCACGUUGAACGACGAUGUCCUCACCAUCCUCGUAUCCUACCUUGACCCCCCGGAUGCACGUCGGCUCUCGCUGGUAGCCCGAAGGAUACACCUCAUCGCCACCAACCGCGCUCUGCAGUCCGUCACUUUGGCCUGUUUCGGGAAUGUCGUCAAGUUCUGCACGUACAUGCUCAAUCGGAAACGGCAUCGUCUGGUUGCUCUCCGCGAAUUCAGGAUGCAUUGUUUGGUCCCUCCGCUUGAAGAUGCGGGCAAGAGAAGCUGGGCCAGAGAAGUCGUGGUGAAAGUCGAUGUCGUUUCCUCUUUGAGACAUCUGACGGAGAUAGAGCUGCAGGUUGUCGGUCCGUUUGCAUCGAAAUGCUUCAACGAGUUGCAAUCGACGCCUCGCAAGCUUGUGUUCACCUUACCCCGACGGCGAGAGUACCAACAGGCCCUCCACGAUGGCGACAAGCUUCAACUAGACCCAAAACUACGCCUGUCGACCGUGAAAUACCUCGUGGCGACGGAUACACCAAAUGUACCCGAACUAGCGGCGCUCGCGCGGGCCUUCCCUGGUACUCGCAGCCUCGAUAUCAGUCUGAAGGAUCAGAAUUUAGCGCGUGGACAACCUAUCCCAACGGUCGAGUGGCCAACACUCGAGCGCGUUCGCGGCCCCGGCUCCUCCUUCGCCCACUGGAGGAAUUCAACCCGCAUACAUCUGUUCGAGAUGGUCUGCGAGUCUCGGGCCCUUGCAGCGGGAGGCCGCCGAUCAUACGUUACCUCCUACUCUCUCCAGAUGUUCUCGACUCGAACAUCGAUUCUCGCAGCAAUCGCCAAUGUUCACCCGGUCGCACUCGCAAUGCCCCUCGACUCAAGGUCAACACUCGGCUCCAAUUCCUUUUGGACUCGUUUGCUCGAAAGUUCGGGUCGUCUCCGUUAUUUGGCAGUUGCACUCUCCGAUAUACGCUCCUAUGAGACAUGUGGCGAUGACCUCGCCAAGUGGUGGGCCAACGUCCACUUGGCCAUCGCUACUAGCGGUGUCAUUUGUUUGGAGAUCCGCUGUUCCCUACGGCAAGCCGAAGCGGACACCGAAGAGGAUGUGGAGGCAGGCAACAGCAAGACAUCCGUGAACGAAGAUGCCCCUUCCUUCGACAAAUCGAUCUACGACACAUUCUCAGCAUCCGUACGAGAUGCGGCUCCUGCGCUGCAAUACCUUUCUCUGGACAUGAGCCCGCGCGACGACCUGCCCUCGAGAUGUGACUUCCUCGAUCCACAAGAGAGCCGAGAUGUCGGGAUAUCUUCGGACCUGCGCUGGUGGUGUUUUAAGGCUCACCUCGAUCAGUGA
Molecule: messenger RNA, 1338 nt
Organism: Fomitopsis serialis
Lineage: Eukaryota; Fungi; Basidiomycota; Agaricomycetes; Polyporales; Fomitopsidaceae
Exons: 3
Coding region: 1-1338 (445 amino acids)
Molecular function (GO): protein binding
Source: RefSeq, a predicted model, not a curated record